GAGCCGGCCCGGAUUCUGCCUCAGACGUCGCGGGCGUCAGCUUUUCUGCUCUCGGCGUUUGUCUCGAUCGCCCGGACCGCUUCCGGAGGCGAAGGUCAAUCAGUGGGUACAUUCAAAUGCUCGCCGGUUGCCCGCACUACUGUUGGUGCAAAUUAUGCUUCUUCUUCUGCGCAUGCAUCGAAGGCCUUGCGAGCCUCGCGUUCUUUGAAUAUUCUUGGCUGCGAUGAUGAUGGACCUGAUUGUGCAUUGCUCGUUCAGGUUUCGCAACACGAGGAGGCCGGAGCCGUCGUCGUGUGGCUCGUCCGGUUCGUGCUCGCGGGUGUGUGUCUAAGCGCGCGGCGUCGAGAGGCAGCGCGGGCAUUUUUCUGCGAUUUUCUGCGUUGGCAGCGGUUGCGGCGUAGGGCAGGCAGGGCCCGCGUAGACAUGCGAACUCGGUCGUUCGCGUGACUGGAUUUUGUACAUAAAAAAAGAGGCGGCUGUGUUCACUCUCAGAGUUGAGAGGUGGGAGGUGUGAGCGCGGCCGGUGUUGAAUUCGGGAUCGACAAUGUCAUCAGCCGAAAGCACGACGAUGGCCCAGCGGAAGCGGGAGAAGAGACCUGCUUCUUUUGCUGAUUUCAUUGUCCAAUUCAGAUGGAUUGUCGUGGUGCCCGUGGUGCUGCCGCUGUCGUUCAUGUUCUAUCAGUACAAGGCCUGGCAGCUCACAAUACAUCGCUUUCUCCAUGGCCCUUCGAACGAUGAGACUCACGCCGAAGCCAUCAAGAAGGUGCAGAAGAGAAUCCGUGAGAGGAAGGCCGCCACCGACGGGCUCAUCUGCACUGCACGACCCCCGUGGUUGGGAGUGGCUUUGAGAAACAGCGAACACAAAAGAUCAACCAGGUUCGAGGUCGAGCUCGGGCACCUCUCGACCAUCGUCUGGAUUGACAAAGAGAAAAAGCUCAUGAAAGUCGAGCCUAUGGUGUGCAUGUCUCAAGUGAGCCAUGCUACUCUGAAACUCGGUCUUGCACCCGCGGUUCUUCCCGAGCUUGAUGAUCUCACCGUCGGAGGUGUCAUCAAUGGCUACGGCAUUGAGGGAAGCAGUCACAUUUACGGCUUGUUCGCCGAGACUUGCACUGCUUUCGAAAUUGUGCUGGGUGAUGGAACUUUGGUCAGAUGCACUGCCGACAACGAGCACUCCGAUCUGUUUAAAGCCAUUCCAUGGUCUCAUGGAUCUCUUGGGCUCCUGGUUGGAGUUGAGUUCCGUUUGAUUCCCGUGAAGGAGUAUAUGCGCGUCACGUACACACCUGUGCAUGGAGACUUGAAGAAAAUUGCCCAGGUCUACACCGACCUUUUCUGUCCUCGCGAUCUUGACCAGGACAAUCCAGAGAAGGUGCCGGACUUCGUGGAGGGUAUCGUCUAUUCGGAAAAAACAGCCGUGAUCACCACCGGUCGUUAUGCUAGCUACGCUGAGGCUCACAACAAGGGCAACAAGAUCAACGCUCUCGGGUGGUGGUUCAAACCUUGGUUCCACAUUCACUGUGAGAAAGCCUUGGAAACAGGCGAGUUUGUGGAAUACGUCCCAAUCCGACAAUACUACCAUCGCCACACUCGCUCUCUGUACUGGGAAGGUGGUCUCAUUGUUCCCUUCGGUAACCACCCACUGUUCCGCCUUUUUCUUGGAUGGUUGAUGCCUCCUAAGGUGAGCAUUCUCAAGUACACACAAAACGAUGCUAUCCGCAAGUACUAUAUUCAGCGCCAUGCUUGCCAGGACUUGUUGGUCCCACAGCACAAGGUCGCAGAAUCUCUCGAAUUUUGCCAUGACGCCUUUGAGACCUACCCCGUGUGGCUCUGUCCCCAUCGAUUGUUCAAAAUGGAGUGUGGCACUAUGCUCGAUGCUGAGAAAGGGUACGCUAAGAACAAGAAGCCGGGUGACACAGAUUACGCACAAAUGUGGACAGAUGUCGGAGUUUGGGGGGUUCCCGGGCCAGUUUUGCGAGAGGAGGUUUGGGACGGUGUGGAGGCUACCAAGAGCAUGGAGAAGUGGCUUAGAGACAACAACUCUUACCAGUGUUUGUAUGCUGUUGUCGAACAGACAGAAGAGGAAUUUUGGAAAAUGUUUGAUCCCACUUUGUACACUGCAAUGCGAAGAAAAUAUGGAGCAGAAGGAGCAUUUAUGCCCUUGUACUACAAAAUUUCCAACACCAAGAAGACGCCGCAGGCAACGAAGAAGGAGAAGAAUCUAUAAGAUCACACGUACAAGACUCACUUCUGUCCCAUACAAGUCUGUACUGCGGCCGGAUUGUUAACUUUCUGUCAUUAACCUUGCACCAUUGUGUACAUACCACUCUCCGCAGAAGAUGUUAGAUUAGGUCUGCUGAGGCGGAACUUUUUGACACCCGAGUCGCAAAGAUUUCUCUUGGAAAGUAAAGUGGAGUUCCUAUGCCAUAUAAUU
Marchantia polymorpha subsp. ruderalis is the source of this 2428-nucleotide messenger RNA. NCBI's taxonomy places the organism in Eukaryota, Viridiplantae, Streptophyta, Marchantiopsida, Marchantiales, Marchantiaceae. The record is from the annotation of a GenBank genome assembly.